This is a messenger RNA of Caenorhabditis angaria, 1981 nucleotides long. The record is from the annotation of a GenBank genome assembly. Lineage: Eukaryota; Metazoa; Nematoda; Chromadorea; Rhabditida; Rhabditidae.
AUGGAGGUCGAUAGUUUAUUGAUUACUGAAAAUCGUAAGUUUUCUCAAUUAUUGAAAAAAAAAAACAUCCAGCCGACCUAGAGCCCCCUUUCUGAGCAAUCUAGAGCUUUUCAUUGUACCAAUUUUUCAUUUAAAAAUUAUUUUUAAAAGAAGAAAGUUGUUUUAAUGGUCAAUUUUUGAUCUCAAACCAAACAGCAGAAAAGGAACACAAAAAAGUUCAAAAUUUGAUCUAUUUCUCCCGCCCUCCCCUUUUUAUUGUUAUUUAUGUUAUUUUUUUUGUUAUCGAUCAAUUUUUGAUUUUCUUUUCGCAGAUUCGCCUAUAAAAAUGGGAAAACUUCGGCAAAUUGAAUCGAAAUUCAGCUUUGGCAUCAAUGUGUUCUACAACUUGUUUCGACUUUUUCCGCUGAUUUUUUCGGAUUUCUGGAAGACUAUUGCAUUGACUGUUAUUACAAUUGCUGCAGCUGUUGGGAGUGAGUUUUUGGGGCCCAAAAAAAGAUAAUCACUCCCGGGAUACCUCUAACAUAUUACAGUUUUCAUAGAUAUUUUUUGUAAUACGUUGUGGUAUUCUGUAAGUGUAAAAUAUCUACAAAUUUUGUAAUACUCCCAACUAGACUUAUUUUCGGGAUCAGACUAGAUUCUAGUCGAGAAAGCUGAAAUAGUCUAGUUUGAUUUGAAAGCUUAUUUCUCAAUAAUUAUUUUCCGUGGUGACAAAAACUAAAUGAGACACUGACACUAUUUUUCGAAACAGUGAUUUUUUUUGUAAAUUUUUUUUGGAUUUUCUGAAGUUGUUGCCGAUCUUCGCAGCAAAGAUCAAACUACACAUUUUUCGCCUCAAAACCUUUUGUCGUUUUACUUUGUUUAUAAUUCCAAAAGAUAACGGGUACAUUUUUCUGAUCUAUUAUCUAGACACCAGAAAAACACUAAUCCCCUUCCUAAGCCCUACAGUAAUCUGAAAUAAGUUGUUUUUUCUUUUCCAGAUGAGAUAAUCAAUUAUAAAACUGGUGUGAUUCCGGGAAAAUUCUAUGUGGCACUCAUUGAGCGAAAUGAAAAAGAGUUUUGGAAAAUUUUCUGGAUUUGUUCGGGAUGUUACAUUGGUCUAUGUUUGGUGAGAAUUUUUUUAAAUCUUAAAAACUUGAAAAAAAAUUAAUUUCAGGUCAUGUCAAUAAUGAAUUUCUUCUCCUGGCUUCUGUAUAUUCAACAAAGAAAAAAUCUAGUUGAAACUUUGCAUUGUUUAUAUUUUAACAGAAAUACUUAUUAUAAAUUGAACGCGAUUGAUGAUCAAGGAAUCGAUAAUCCGUAUGAAUUAGAAAAAAUGACUAAUUUAAAUAAAAAUUAAUUUUUUUGCAGGGACCAGAGAAUCACUCAAGAUGUUGAUAAAUUCACCAAACUUUUUGCCACAAAUAUUAUUCCGACAGUUUUGUUGUCACCUUUUAUUAUCACUUAUUAUUCCAUCAAAGUUUGGCAGACGUUAGUUUUUUUUUAGAAAAUUCGAAAAGAAUGAGAUCGUUUUUUCUCUUCAACUAAAAGUCAAAACAUCCCUCAUUUUUCAGAGCCGGUGGUUGGGGAGUUGGCCUAAUUGUUGCCUAUUUUCUAAUUGGUGUCAUAAUCAAUCGAUUGCUAAUUGGUCCCUUAACUCCAUGGGCCGCAAGAGUCGAAAAAGCUGAAGGAGAUUUCCGGUACAAACACGUUUCGGUUCGAACGAACGCGGAAGAAUCCGCGUUUGCGCAAGCUUCCGGAUUUGAACAUGUUUUUUCGGACUUGAGUUUUGCUGUUUUGCUGAGAAGGUUGUGGAUUUUUGUUUGCUGGAAAUUCCCGUCGCAGUGUGAGUUCAAAUCUUACGAAAAAAAUAGAAUUAAUUUUUUCUAUCAUAUUAUAAUCAAUCAUAUUUAUUUCAGUUUUCCAAUCAUUUUUCGAUUAUUAUGGAGGUUGCAUGUCGUAUAUUCUUCAACUUUUUCCACUUUUUUGUUUUUCAUAUGUAUGA